CGCGCUUUCCUGGACGAAUACAGGAGGAGCAGGCCUACAGCUGCAGCGCAUGAGGAGCACACUCUUCAAACGGACCGGACCUGUCUGAAGAAUAUUGCCUGUAAACGUGAGUUGUACAGACAAGAGGUGAGCCAUGGAGGACGGGAAGCCAGUGUGGGCACCACACCCCACCCAUGGGUUCCAGCUAGGCAUGAUCGUAGACAUCGGAGCAGAUGCACUGACCAUCGAGCCGCUACACCAGAGGGGCAAGACAUUUCUUGCUCCUAUGAAUCAAGUAUAUCCCGCUGAAGAAGACGUUAACAAGCACGUGGAUGACAACUGUUCCCUCAUGUACUUGAAUGAAGCCACCCUCCUCCACAACGUCAAAGUCCGCUAUAACAAAGACCACAUCUAUACUUACGUGGCAAAUAUUUUGAUAGCUGUCAACCCUUACUUUGACAUCCCCAAUCUCUACGGUCCAGAAGCAAUCAAGUCCUACAAAGGGAAGUCUCUGGGAACACUUCCUCCUCAUGUGUAUGCGAUAGCUGACAAAGCGUACAGAGACAUGAAGGUUCUAAAGAUGAGCCAGUCCAUUAUUGUGUCUGGAGAAUCUGGAGCAGGGAAGACAGAAAACACCAAGUUUGUCCUCAGAUAUCUGACUACAACUUAUGGAACUGGUCAAGACAUUGAUGAGAGAAUCGUUGAAGCUAAUCCCCUUCUGGAGGCCUUUGGGAAUGCCAAGACUGUGCGGAAUAACAACAGCAGUCGAUUUGGAAAGUUUGUAGAGAUACACUUUAAUGAGAAGAAUGCAGUUGUAGGAGGGUUUGUUUCCCAUUACUUGUUGGAGAAGUCCAGAAUCUGCGUUCAGAGCAGUGAUGAGAGGAAUUAUCACAUCUUCUACAGACUGUGCGCUGGAGCCACUGAGGACCUCAAGAAGAAACUCCGCCUGGACUCACCAGACCACUUCAGGUACUUGAAUCGAGGAUGCUCCAGCUUCUUUGCCACUAAGGAUUCAGAUAAACAAAUCCCACAGCAACGGAAAAGUCUUGAGCAUGUGAAGAGUGGAGCCUUGAAGGACCCACUCCUCGAUGAUCUGGGGGACUUCAGCAGGAUGUGUGAUGCUAUGAAGAAGAUCGGCCUGAAUGACACAGAGAAGCUGGACCUCUUCAGAGUGGUCGCUGGAGUUUUGCAUUUGGGAAAUAUUGACUUUGAAGAAACCGGAAGCAGCUCCGGUGGCUGUGUGCUUAAGAACCAGUCAAGUGAUUCUCUGCAGUUCUGUGCUGACCUGCUGGGUCUGGACCAGGACGAUCUGAGGGUCAGUCUCACCACCAGAGUCAUGCUCACGACAGCAGGGGGCGCCAAAGGAACUGUGAUAAAGGUCCCUCUAAAGGUGGAACAGGCCAACCACGCCCGGGACGCCCUGGCCAAAGCUGUGUACAGCCGGCUCUUUGACCACGUGGUGAGGAGAGUCAACCAGUGUUUCCCCUUUGAAACCUCCAACCAUUUCAUUGGAGUUCUGGACAUUGCGGGUUUUGAGUAUUUUGAGCACAAUAGCUUUGAACAAUUCUGCAUCAAUUAUUGUAACGAGAAGCUCCAGCAGUUUUUCAACGAGCGGAUUCUUAAAGAGGAGCAAGAGUUGUAUCAAAGGGAGGGACUGGGGGUGAGUGAGGUACAUUACGUCGAUAACCAGGAUUGUAUAGACCUUGUGGAGGCCAAGCUGGUGGGAAUCCUGGACAUUUUGGAUGAAGAGAACCGUCUCCCUCAGGCCAGCGAUCAGCACUUUACUGUGGCCGUUCACAGCAAGCACAAGGACCACUUCAGACUUACGGUUCCGAGGAAGUCAAAGUUGGCCAUUCACCGGAAUCUUCGAGAUGAUGAAGGCUUUAUGAUCAGACAUUUUGCCGGAGCUGUUUGUUAUGAAACGACACGUUUUGUGGAGAAGAACAACGAUGCCUUGCACAUGUCCUUGGAGUGCCUGGUGUGUGAAUCCAAAGACACUUUUGUCAGAGAGCUCUUUGAGAACUAUAACAGCGCCAAAGACGUCAAGCAAAAGUCUGGCAAACUCAGCUUCAUCAGCGUUGGCAACAAAUUCAAGACUCAGCUAAACCUACUGCUGGAAAAGCUCCGUAGUACAGGUUCCAGUUUUAUUCGCUGUGUGAAGCCCAAUCUAAAGAUGGUGAGCCACCAGUUUGAGGGGGCCCUGAUCUUGUCCCAGCUGCAGUGCUCUGGAAUGGUGUCAGUGCUGGACCUGAUGCAGGGCGGCUUCCCUUCUCGCGCUCCCUUCCAUGAGCUCUACACCAUGUACAAACAAUACCUACCAGAAAAAUUACAGCGACUCAACCCACGGCUUUUCUGCAAGGCCCUAUUCAAAGCUUUGGGACUAAAUGACGCUGACUUCAAGUUUGGGCUGACCAGAGUUUUCUUCCGCCCUGGAAAGUUUGCAGAGUUUGACCAGAUCAUGAAAUCGGACCCGGAGCAUCUGGCAGAGCUGGUGAAGAAGGUCAACAAGUGGCUCGUGUGCAGCCGCUGGAAAAAAGUGCAGUGGUGCAGCCUGUCAGUCAUCAAACUUCGUAACAAAAUGAGUUACCGAGCCAUGGCCUGCAUUAAAAUCCAAAAGACUGUUCGUAUGUGGCUGUGCAGGAGAAAACACAAGCCACGUGUGGAUGGAUUGGUGAAGGUUCGUAAUCUGAAGAAACACAUGGAACAUUUGACCAAAGUGGUGGAUGGGCUGAAGGAGGGUAAACAAGAAGUGUCCAAGCAAGUGCACGAGCUGGCUACUGCGAUAGACCAGCUCAUGACCAAGAUCAAGACCACUGUGAUGAGCUGGAAGGAGAUCGACUCAGAGUACCAGGCCUUAGUGCGGCGCUCGGAGCAGCUGCUGGGGUCCAUGCAGAAGAAGAAGCAGGAGCAGGAGGAGAGCGAGAGGCUCAAGCACAUCGAGGAGGAGAUGGAGAAGGAGAGGAAGAGGAGAGAGCAGGAAGAACAGCGCCGCCUACAGGAGGAGGAGGAGCGGCGACUCAAAGCAGAGAUGGAACUGAAGAGAAAGCAAGAAGAAGAAGACCGAAAGAAACGAGAGAAGGAAGACCAAGUAAUGCAGGCUGAGCUGGAGAUGCAGUUGGCCCUGGAGCGGGAGGAGCAGGUUCAGCAGGCAGCCAUCUUGGAGCAGGAGAGGAGGGAUCGUGAGUUAGCCAUGAGAAUCGCCCAGAGUGAGGCAGAGCUUAUCACAGAGGAGGGACAGCUGGAUCCGAGUCUGCGCAGGGGGGCGCAGGUGCAGGCGACCAAGGUGACUGCUGGGGUAAAAAAGUACGAUCUGAGCAAGUGGAAGUACGCCGAGCUCCGAGACGUCAUCAAUACUUCUUGUGACAUUGAGUUGCUGGCUGCGUGUAGAGAGGAGUUUCACCGGCGUCUGAAGGUGUACCACGCCUGGAAAGCCAAAAACAAGAAACGCACCGAUGAUGACAGCAACCAAAGAGCGCCCAAGUCUGUCACCGACUAUGCUGAACAGAAUCCAGCUCCUCCGGCCGCUCAGCAUCAGGAAGUGGCCAUGAACAGGCAGCAGAGGUACUUCCGUAUUCCCUUCAUUCGGCCCGCGGACCAGUACAAAGACCCACAGAACAAGAAGAAGGGUUGGUGGUACGCACACUUCGACGGGCCCUGGAUCGCACGCCAGGUGGAGCUGCACCCCGACAAGAGGCCCAUAGUUCUGGUCGCAGGGAAAGACGAUAUGGAGAUGUGUGAGCUGAGUCUGGAGGAGACAGGACUGACCAGGAAGAGAGGGGCUGAGAUCCUGCCGCGACAGUUUGAGGAGAUUUGGGAACGCUGUGAUGGAAUUCAGUACCUUAAAAAGGCCAUUGAGAACAAACAGGCCCGGCCCACAUAUGCUACAGCCAUGCUUCAGAGCAUGCUCAAGUAAUGCACCUGCCCUGAGCGUAACACUGCCCCCUACAACACGUUUUUCAUAAUAAUGUCAUUUUUAUCACUGAUGUUGUUUUGCUCUCCAUGGCCUUAACUAUGUUGUUUAUUUGUUUUGUUUUUUACCCUAUGUUUGUGCGGCUUUUAGUCUGUUAAAAUUUUAAAACAAUAAUAAAGUGAAUACAAUGAAAACGUAGUACAAAGCAUAGGUACUUAUGAAAUAUCGAUAUAUAACUAAAAUAAUGAUUUUAUUUUCUCGAUUUGAAACUGUAAGUUUUCAAGAGAUGACAGACUAAACCUCAUAUAUUGAGUUUUUAAUAUUUAUUUUAAUAUUAUUUGUUGCCAUGCAUUAGAAAAUUCCAUUGUGCAACCUUCACAACUGGAUUUUGACUUUCACGUAGAACAGUUUUGUAGAAGAUAAUUGCAGUUACAAUUUGCAGUUUUGUGAAUUUUGUGUCCUUCCAUACCAAUGCGAGUGUGUAUUGUUACGCAGGAUGUUUAUAAACCUUUUGUUCUGCUGUUUUAUGAUGCCUUCACUCUCUCAGAGAAAAUAAACCCUCGUGACA
Molecule: messenger RNA, 4457 nt
Organism: Periophthalmus magnuspinnatus
Lineage: Eukaryota; Metazoa; Chordata; Actinopteri; Gobiiformes; Gobiidae
Product: unconventional myosin-VI-like
Exons: 32
Coding region: 134-3892 (1252 amino acids)
Biological process (GO): inner ear morphogenesis; endocytosis; inner ear auditory receptor cell differentiation
Cellular component (GO): myosin complex; cytoplasm; ruffle
Molecular function (GO): microfilament motor activity; ATP binding; actin filament binding
Source: RefSeq, a predicted model, not a curated record